GAGUGGAGAGACGCUGAGAGAGGACUCACACACACACACUCACACACACACUCACACACUCACACACAUUCAUUAUACCCGCACACACACGCAACACACACUUGGAGGAGAAAGACGCACCAAAAAGGCGCACGAAGGUCAGCGGCGUCUCACUCAGAUUCUGCGCGGUUUGUUUUCUGUCUCUCAACGGCAGAAGGAAAGAAAAAGUUUCCAGAAAGAGAGGAAGACGAGAGGAGUGUCGCUCGGGUCGAGCACGCAAGACAAUCGGUUGUCAUUGGCUUCUUUUUGUCCUGGAAAUAAUUUUUCAGUUUCUUCCCUCGGGUUGAUAUUUUUGGUUUUACGCGCCUGGCUGUGCCUGGUUGUGUCCGGGGGGAUCCCUCUGCUGAGAGCGGCUCAUCUGCACUGACGAGCCGGUGUUUGAUCAACAGUCCAGGAGAAGGAGAAAGAGAAGAAGAAGAGCUGGAUCAGGGCGGACCAAAGGGGGCCAAAAACUCACCAGGUAUGGCGGCGGUGUUGCCGAGAACCCUGGGUGAGCUGCAGCUCUACCGGAUCCUGCAGCGAGCGAACCUGCUCUACUAUUACGAGGCCUUCAUCCAGCAGGGCGGCGACGACGUGCAGCAGCUGUGUGAGGCCGGGGAGGAGGAGUUCCUGGAGAUUAUGGCCCUCGUCGGCAUGGCCAGCAAGCCGCUGCACGUGCGCCGCCUGCAGAAGGCGCUGCGGGACUGGGUCACCAACCCGGCCAUCUUCAACCAGCCGCUCACAUCGCUGCCCGUCUGCAGCAUCCCUGUCUACAAGCUGCCCGAGGGCUCGCCCACGCUGCUCAGCGGGCAGGACCGAGCCAACACGGCCAGUGUCAAGAUGCCCAAAGCCGUGGCCGCCGCCUGCUCCGACCCAGGGAAGCUGGAUGUGGCACGGGACAAGGUGUCAGCCGGGUCACCCCUGCAGGGCAGCAGCGAGGCUCGAUUCUGGUCGGGUCACAGCAACGACAGCGAGCACAGCCUGUCGCCGUCAGACCUCGGCUCCCCGUCCUCUCCGAGGGACGCGUUAGAGGCUCUGGACGCCGCAGCCGUCCAGUCAGUCCUGGAGUGUGUGGACAGGAUGGCACCCGGACUUCCUAAGACAGACCUAGCUGAGGUCAAAGAGCAGCUGAAGAACAACAAGAAACUGGCAAAGAUGAUCGGACACAUCUUUGAAAUGAGCGACGAUGACCCACGGAGGGAAGAGGAGAUUCGUAAAUACAGCGCCAUCUAUGGACGCUUUGACUCCAAGAGGCGGGAUGGCAAACACCUGACGCUACACGAGCUGACAGUGAACGAGGCGGCGGCUCAGCUCUGUAUGAGGGACAUGGCUCUGCUGACACGCCGAGACGAGCUGUUCGGACUCGCCCGCCAGAUUUCCAGAGAGGUCACCUACAAAUACACCUACCGCACCAGCAAGUCUCGCUGUGGAGACAGAGACGAGCCGUCCCCUAAAAGGAUUAAAACAGAGGAGAACUUCUUUGACAUCCAGGAGGCGCUGCAGGCCAUCCACAUGAGGCAGGAGAUGCUGAGGGAGCAGCUGGCCUGCGCCAAGUCAAAAGGAGAAGAAACCGUCGGACGAAAUCUGCAGAUGCAGCUGGAGCGUCUGCUGGCCAGGCAGAUGGAGAUCCUGCAGGACGCCGCCGUCCAGGAACGACUCCAGGCUCUGGACUGGAGGAUUCCCCCCGCCGCCUUAAAGUACCUCAACGACGCCCAGAACACCAACGGAGCUGACGCCACCAGGGACCACCAAGAUGAACGACCAAUCAACUUGCGGGUGGUUAGUCAGACCAUGCAGGAAGGCGACCUCCCACUUGGCAAGCAGCUAGCCAAUGAACUGAAGCGCCAUCACAACCACAACAACAACAACAACACAGACGAGACCAAAACACCAGCAACAGAAAACGGGACAUCGCAGAGAGUGUCCAGCAACACAGACAAGAAGACGAUCAAGUCAGAGCCAGAAGACUCCACAUAGUGCCUCCUGCCUCGCUCUACCACCCUCCUUUACCCCUUGUACCCACCCUCAAUUCAUUCUACUCACACUUGACAGUAUGCAGUUAUUACCCGUCAAUACAUAGAUACUAAGCAAGCACAGCCACAGUAGAGCCUUAACAACCAAUGUUGCCUCAUGAAUAGCAUUUAUUUUUCUUUGAUUUUGUGUUUUGUUUUGUUUUUUUGUUUAAAAGGUAUUUGCCAAAGCACCUAGAGAGCAUGUGGAGAAGCCCUUCUGUGCUCCACAGGUCUUUGUCUGUUGAUUAACUGUACACGUUAGAUAAUGUAAUUUAAGAGCGAUCUGUUGCAGACAUUUGUAUACUAUUUACCUCUGCCUGGGUGGUAUUUUUGUUGCUUUCUUUGGACAGCCAGUUUACAGGCUGUGGUGCCGGGUUGAGUCUUAACUCAAAUGUAGAUUCAGAGAUGAAACAGAAACAAAAUGUCCAAACUGUGGCACGUUCAGCAUCUUUUAUAUGACUACCAUAUUCAAUCUUUGAUGGCCUCCUUUACUCACUUGUACCUUAAAGCUGCAGAUGCUGCCAGUAUUGAGUCUAAAAUUUCAAAUUCCAAAAUAUUUCAAGUAUCCAGUGUUUCUCGCAAAGAGAAAUCGCAGGUUUUUAACUACAGUAGUGGUGGUGCUUCUUUCGGAGUGGUAAAUCCCCCACUUUGGUCCAGACAGAAAUAUCUUGAUAAAUAUUAGAUGGAUUGCCAUGAAAUUUGGUAAGGACAUUCAUGCACCUCAGAGGAUAAAUCCUAAAGACUUUGGUGGUCCUCUGAUAUUUGAUUUAACGCCAUCUGCAGAGUCAGAGUGAAAUAUCUUGACAUCAUGAAGUCAAAACUUAAUUAUCCAGUACUUUGUUUUAUCACCAAAUACCUGCAGAACUAAUGAUAUUCCCAUCAGCCACAGCUGUACAUAUUGUAUGGUGCUAAUUAAUUAUUAGCUUAGAUGGUGACCAUGGCAAACACUACUAGCUAAACAUUAGCUUGCAGCGUGUCUGUAGACUUGUAGUCUUGGAUAGGAAUAUCUGGUAUGUGGAAUUAAUCACUAUUACUCUAAAAGUACAUUAUUAAUGCGUCCACAAUAGAUUCAAACACAGCGCAUCAACACAUAGUGUUUGAUGUUGAUGUUUACUGAUUUUGAGAUGGCUGGUAUCCAAACAUUCACUGUCCAUUUUCAUUACCAACAAUACAAGGCAACUAGAACUAAAUAAGAAGAUCUUAAAACUUACCAGCAAAAGCCAAAGAUUUAGCAGCAUUUGGCUGGCUGCUUAUUGUCAUUUCCCUGGCCGUCACCCCAGAUCUUCUGAGCUCCAUCAUUCUCCCAAAUCCAACUUAGGUGUCUGCAUUUGUACUGUAACUCAAAACAAAGGUGUAAAAGUACUGUAGGGAGAUUGAGUUAGGAUUCAGCCCGGGUUAGUUUUUUUGUCGUUCACUUAAAAUGGGAAAACAGGAGAGGUGGAAUUAAUCCUUCCUUCCUCGCUCUUGUCUUGUGUAUAUUUAUCGGAGGUAAUAUAAGAAGAGGAUGUAUAGCAUGUUGUGGAAUAACAGCAGGGGACUUCUGUCAUUUGUCUUGGCAGGAGUGCUGGGCUGGCAUGCCGGAGGCCAAGUUAAUUGGUUCAUUUCACUUUGUAAUUUAGCAAAACACUGCUGUUGAACCGAAACCACGCAUCUGCAAACAGGGAGUGUUUCAGGAAUAAAGCCUGUGUAUUUUUUAGAUCCAACCAGCUUUCAGCAGGCCCCACAGAUCGUUAAAAUCACUCAACAUGUAAACUUUCAACUGAAAGAAUCUAAUAUUAAAGAUUGCAGGUAUGUGGUUUUUCAACAACAGCAGCAAAAAGCAAAAUUCCUGUUUAUUGCUGUUCUUCGUGGAGCAGCAGCCUGGGGUCUGUAAAUAGUACCAAGAUAACAAAUAGUGCUAGCCUAAUCUCUCAACCAGGGUUUUCCUUUGUCAAGUGUAACUUUGCUGUAGAUUUUUGGUGUCAAUACAGUGUUUAUGUAUGUAGAGCAAAAACAAAAAAAAGAAAACUUAAGUGUCAUUGAGGAAAAAAUACAACAGUGUGAAAGUGUCUGGUAUAUAAAAACAUGCUUUACAUGAUGAUAAUGUUGAUUAGCCUUAGCUCUUAACAGUGUUUAAUCCACCUGUGAUGGCCAUCAGUGCAUAUUUCAAAGAUGUGUUUUUGCUGUUUAGAGGUAAUUACAUAACAACUAAGUGUUCACUGUGUUUUUAUGUGUUUGCCACACUGUGUAAAUACGUCUGUUUGGUCCAAAAUGAUAAUAAUGUCCAUACAAUUUGGUCUAACUCUCCUUUCCCCCCUUACUCCCUGCAUAUAGUUUAGUCUCACUCAGCGUAAUGACAGACCAAUGCAAUAUUUAUGUAAGUAAUAAGUCUAUUUGCAUACUAUAUGGAUCCAUAGUUUUGUCAUGUGCUCAGUAACUGUAUGUCUGUCAAGGUGGGAAUUCACCUGCAACUUGGCAAAUGUUUGUGUUGUCUUACUUUUAGUGUGCAAAGAUGUGUUCUUUUCAUGAAAUUCCAUGAGGUUGUUUUGUUUCAAGCAGCCACUGUGGCAAGAAACUAUCAUUUGGAGUCGUGAUCUGUUGUAAAAAUCUUGUUUACUAAAGCUAAAUUAGCUAGUGAAUUCUGGGAGAUAAGGCCAUCGUGGUUCGGGGACAAAAACAAUCUUUUGUUUCCAGCCUGAUUGCCUCAAACACUGGCCUAGUUAGCGUGACUGUACGAUGUUUCAGAGAAUAGCGCAUGUCUGACCUGCCGUCUCACUGACCACUGUUCUCCUCACUGUUUAUUGUAAAGUGAUAGAUUAGGCUUCACCUAGUUAUGCACCUGUUUUUUAAACACUAAUAUAUUUUAUUUGUUAUACAGCACAUAAACAUUAAACUUUAUUUUUUUGAA
Messenger RNA from Morone saxatilis (striped sea-bass), 4917 nucleotides. RefSeq names its product NGFI-A binding protein 1b (EGR1 binding protein 1) (gene nab1b). Gene Ontology annotation, cellular component: nucleus. The record is from RefSeq and is a predicted model, not a curated record. NCBI's taxonomy places the organism in Eukaryota, Metazoa, Chordata, Actinopteri, Moronidae. Bases 502 to 1995 code for a protein of 497 amino acids. Gene Ontology annotation, biological process: negative regulation of DNA-templated transcription. The transcript has 8 exons. Gene Ontology annotation, molecular function: transcription factor binding; transcription coregulator activity.